GAGAGCGACAGAGAGAGAGAGAGAGAGAGAGAGAGGGGAAAAGAGAGAGAGGGAGAGAAGGGGAUGGAGGGAGAUCAUGAUCCAAACACAAACGAAGUAUACAAAGAAUGCUUGAGAAACCAUGCAGCCAGCCUCGGCAGCUACGCCACAGAUGGUUGUGGCGAGUUCACACUUGACCACGCAUCCCCAGGCGGCUUACAAUGCGUCGCCUGCGGAUGCCACCGCAACUUCCACCGCAGAGUCACUUACUCAGCCACGUCAUCGCAAGCUGCAGGAGGCGGUAGAUCAGGACAUCAUCAACACCAUGUCAUCAUGAGCUGCAGUAGCCGAGGUCGAGAUCCCGCCGAAAAUAUCAUAACACAAGACCAACUUGUUGACUAUAAUGCCGGUGGAGGUGGGUCGCCGGACAGCGGAGAGAGGAUGAGCAGCGGGAAGAAGCGGUUCAGGACUAAGUUCACGGCGGAGCAGAAGGAGAAGAUGCUGGCGUUUGCUGAGAAGUUAGGGUGGAAGCUGCUGAGAAAAGAUCUAGAGGACGAGAUAGAGAGGUUCUGCAAGAGUGUAGGGGUAAGCAGACAGGUGUUCAAAGUGUGGAUGCAUAAUCACAAAAACCUUUCAUCUUCUUCUACUUCUGCAUCCACUGGCAAUGCGUCUUCUCUCACUACCCAGUAGUACCACCUCUCUACUCUCUAGGCACUAAUUAAUCCUCUUAAUCCAUCGCUUUAGCUUUAGCCUUUUAUUUUCUUUCCUUUUUAUUAUUUGGACGUGUUUGGUCCUCAUCAUUUAGUUUUUUUCUUUUCUUUUUUUUCUUUCUUUUUUAUCAUUAAGCUAUAUAUAAUUUAAUCCUACCUUAUCUCUGCGGUCGGUUGUAAUUCAAGGGAUGCUAAAAUGCCAUUUGUUUUUUUGGUU
This is a messenger RNA of Pyrus x bretschneideri (Chinese white pear), 906 nucleotides long. RefSeq names its product zinc-finger homeodomain protein 9. Gene Ontology annotation, cellular component: nucleus. Lineage: Eukaryota; Viridiplantae; Streptophyta; Magnoliopsida; Rosales; Rosaceae. Bases 64 to 669 code for a protein of 201 amino acids. Gene Ontology annotation, biological process: regulation of developmental process; regulation of DNA-templated transcription. The record is from RefSeq and is a predicted model, not a curated record. Gene Ontology annotation, molecular function: transcription cis-regulatory region binding; DNA-binding transcription factor activity. The transcript has a single exon.